Magnolia sinica is the source of this 2343-nucleotide messenger RNA. Its product is annotated as LYR motif-containing protein At3g19508. The coding region runs from base 64 to 306 and encodes 80 amino acids. The transcript has 2 exons. The record is from RefSeq and is a predicted model, not a curated record. NCBI's taxonomy places the organism in Eukaryota, Viridiplantae, Streptophyta, Magnoliopsida, Magnoliales, Magnoliaceae.
GGUACAGAAGCCAAUCCGCUUCCCUUGAAAGAGGUGUUUGAGCAGCCAGUAGGAACAAAAAGGAUGGAGAGAGCGUUAAGGGCGUACGGAGCGGUACUCAGACUGGUGAGGCGCUUGCCACGCGACACCCGCCCCUACUAUGCCAAAUUCGUCAGAGAGAAUUUCGUCAAUUACAGAGAAGUCGAAGACCCAAACACCCUCCCCGAACUCUUUCGAAGGGCCUACUUCCAUACCAUCUGGGUUCUCAAUAAGUAUUCAGUUGAUAAAUCAGUCGCGGAUGAGUUGAAGGAGAUCUGUUGCAAUUAAUCGCAAGCAUUUUGCCAUGCAAAUGUUUGUCGAUAUUCCCAAACCAGACUAACAGCGGGGUAGGAUCUUUAUGUUUCCGUUGAAGUUUUCCAAAACUAGAGUAGGUGGUGAUAUGUAAUAAUGCAAGUGUAGAAGGGUGAAAAUUGUUGUGAUUUGAUUGAAGUACAAACCCUACAACUUUUUUUUGGACUCCAUAGAUUUGUUAUUUUCUGAAAUUUCUGCCAUUUCAUGUAUCAUUAUUGGAGUAAUUCACAGCACGAUUGGGUUCACUUUGCCGUCCAUAUUUCCAGACAUGGACCCCACCCUGGAUCCUCAAAUUCGCCCUCUGCCAGCCCCACCUCGAUCCAUGGGUUCCACUGCCUCAUCUCCAUCCUUCCCGCCUCCAAUGACUAUCCCAGCUCCACAAAACCAUCUUAUUCCGUUCCAUCUCCUCUGAUCUCUCCCACCGUUCAUUUUCCGAAGCCACUCGUUAAUCCCUUGAAUCCAUGGAAGAUCUCGACAGCUCAGCGGGCCUCUCAAUCCCUGUCUCCAUGCAGAUGGAAUACGCUGCUGUCGCGGUCGAAUGCACAGUGAAAUUCUUGAAAUGUGAUCUUGAGGAUCAUAAGAAGUUCAUCGAUGCUGUCAAUAGGAUCUGGAAAUGCAGGGUUUCUGAUACAGAGAUAUGGAGUGGUUGUGUUGGAUUGAUUUAAAGCCGUUUGAUGGAGUUCAAAAGGGAGAUGCUGGCAGCAGUUGGGAAUCAUAGGGUGUGAGAGGAGUUGAGGGUGCGGGAACGAUGAAGGAGGCGUUGGAUUCGGUUAGGGUUUAUUUGGAGGAGGUGGUAGAGGAGAUGGGUCUAUCUUUCUUGGAAAUUGACGUUAGUGGUUGGGAUGUUGCUGCCAUGGGGACCAGUGGUGAUCAUAUGAUUGUCAGUGAACAUGGUGCUGAUGGUUUGGAAUUUGAUUGCGGUAAAGAAAUGACGGGAGACCGGCAUGAGGGGAAUAUGCCACUGAGGCAAAGAGAUUUAUCUGCUCAAUUGACUGUUUCUACCAAGGGAUGCUUGCAUCGCCUAAAGAAGUGGUUACUGCUGGAAUUGACAAUAAAUAUGACUGCCUACUUACGCCCAAAGUCUUGAAAGUGAAGGUAGCCCAUAUAUUAAGUUCUACAAAUCUGCACAAACUUGUGGAGGACAUGUUUCCAGAUGAUCUGGAAAUGGCUUCAGGAAUAUUCGCUAAUAUGGCAACUGAAAUAAGACAAAAGGCGAAGAAAAUCAAAGUGAGUAGAUGUGGAUUCAUCCUUAGUUGAGAAUGGUGUUGAUGUUAAUAAUGCAGGGCGAACUAGUACUGGAAAUCAGAAUCAUCAGGCAUCACGAUGGAACAUCAUUCCCUGGCUUUAUGGCAGGGAAUAAUACUUACCCAUACUUACGACUGGGAAGGUGAGUUGAUUGAGUCCCCAUCAGAGAAAUCACCAAAUCAUUUAAGGGGGACUUCAUUUACCUAGUCCAAAGAACUAGGAGAUCUCUGCUUCGAAGGAGAGAGAAAUCACUAGACACUCCAAGAGGAGAACAGUUAAGAAGUGGAGUGCAUUAGAAGAGGAGACUUUCAGAAAAGUGGUGCAAGAGCAUGGUAAAGGGAGAUGGAAAUUCAUUUUAAACUGCGAUCAUGAAACAUUUGAGGAUAGAACAGAGAUUGAUUUGAAGGACAAGUGGUGGAACAUGAUUAGGGGCUGAUAUUGUCGACUUAUUCGAUGUUAUGGGUCCACUGAUGUGUGAGGCAGACAAUGCUAACCGUUAUUUUUGUAGAAGGUCCAUCUGUAUCUUCAGUUCUGUAUACAUUCUGUGUGGGCCAGUGAUAUGUCUUGAAGCUAGCAUUCAACCUGGAGGGGCACAUCCUUUACUGAUACAUCUAUGCGCUUGCAUAACCAUUCGUGUGGGUAGAAAUGUCAUUGAUCUUGAUACAUACUAUGCAUGUGUGCACGUGCAUUUACAUAAUAGACUGCAUAUGCAAUUGUAUGUAUGGUUUAGAUUAUUAUGCAUAUGUAUGUCGUCUCUUGAUGAGCUCA